Messenger RNA from Carassius auratus (goldfish), 3309 nucleotides. Its product is annotated as transmembrane protein 233-like. The transcript has 3 exons. NCBI's taxonomy places the organism in Eukaryota, Metazoa, Chordata, Actinopteri, Cypriniformes, Cyprinidae. The record is from RefSeq and is a predicted model, not a curated record. Bases 384 to 716 code for a protein of 110 amino acids. Gene Ontology annotation, cellular component: membrane.
CACACACACACACUUACAGAGUUUCUCAGCAUUUCUGCAUUUGAUUAUUAUUAGUCUAGAUUUCUCGGACCAUCCUGGUGUCAUUUUACAGUUUUCUAUCUGCCAAAUUUAAGAGAGAUAUGUAAAAUCAGAGAAUCACACACACACACUUAAAACUUUGGCGACCAGGAAUCUGUCCAUGAGAAAGUACCUCAUCUCCCUGAUCCCGUUACUCACGGGUCCUUCUUGCUCAAACACCCUCCCCCAAAAUACUCUUCAUUUCAUCUUGUUUCCUGACAGCCUGCACAGCUCCCACUGAACCCUGCUGGAUUUAUUCAUCUCUUUCUACUCAUUUAUCUCCACUCUCAGACAUUUGUCUGUUUUUGGAGUGUGUGCCUGCCAUCAUGGCGACGGGCAGCUCGCAGACAGAUGUGAAGGGCUCUCUGAACGGGAGCAUGGAUUUGUAUCACAGCUGGUUCGGUCCUACCACCCCACGACCUCCUCUACGAAACUACCUGCUCCUGACCAUCCUCACCUGCUUCUGUCCAGCCUACCCCAUCAACAUUUUAGCCCUGGUGUUCUCCGUCAUGUCCAGAAACAGUUAUGAUCAGGGAGAUUAUGAGGGUUCGAGGCGUUUAGGGAAGAUGGCGCUCUAUGUGUCCAUCGCCUCCAUCAUCAUCGGCAUCCUCAUCAUCACCAUCUUCUGCGCUGUGCAUUUCAGCAAGAAAGACGUGUAAGAUGACAGUAUUUUGUCGUGCUGUGCUCUGGGUGAAGGUCGUGCACUGGGUCGCUCUGUCUGUUGAACUGAACAGAGAUUUUAGUUAUGAAACCAAGAGCAGGACAGAUCCAGCACAGGACAUCAGCUCUCCUCCAUCUGCAGUCCAGCUCAUGCUUAUAGAAGAGAGAGGUAGAUGAUGGGGCUUGAAAAGAUAUGCUAUUUUUGUCAAGACAUUUUUACAGACAAAUUCAAAAUAUACACUUUUAAACCACCAAAUAUUACUCAUCCAUGCACGUACUGAAUAUGUAAAUAAUUUUGUAACACAUGCAUGUCUGUUCUUUUUCUAAUUCUUUUUGUGGCAAUCCUGUGUUGAAAUGUACAGCUACAAUGGCUUCAGGGUUGAAUUUCACUGUAAAAAUGAUUAAUAAUGACCUUAUCAUUUCAACACAUCACACUGUUUACAGUCUUAACAGCUCUUAUAAAAUCGGUAAAAAAGUAAAAAAAUAAAUAAUAAUAAUUAUGGAAAAUGUAAAUAUUAUUAUUGUUGGUGCUUAGAAAAAAAAAAAACCCUGAUUCUAUAUGUUUCUCAGUUUAUUCAUGUAGGCUAGUCUGAGGAUAUGUUUAUGUGUCAUCGGAUGUUUUACAAAUGAAAAAUGACACUAAUUUGGAUAUAAUGUUGUUCUGAUUAUAAACUUCAUUUUAAAAAAGCACAAAACACCAUUCAUACAAAACUGAAAUAUAGCAUUUUUGCACCACAAAGCCCACUGCACGAUUCUUCCACAACUGUGUGUAACAAGUACAACAUUAACAACUACAAUAAUAAUAAUAAUAAUAAUAAUAAUGCAACAUAUUGGCAGCGAAAGCAUGUUUCGCACCUCAAGCAACUUCAAUACAUUAUUAUGGAUAUGGAAGUAAAAUGAAUUUCACUUAUUAGUCUUAAACUUAUAUAAGACAAACUAACAAAAGUGAGAAACGAGAAGCAUUAUACUGAAUUUGAAGCUAUCUCCCCUCAAUUCUUUUUCUUUCUUCCUCGACCCCCUUGAUCUUCAUGCCAGAGAGCUGGUGUUUUUGGAGAUGUACCUUCAGCCCUCAUUUGUGCUAUAUAUAGUGUUGGGUCUCAAUCCCGCGGUGGAGUCAGGGGCCUCUUGUUAUCCCAGCGUGUUCAUGCCAGCGGGGUCACAUGACACUGGAUAGCUUGUUUAGCAAUGCCUGUUGCUGAAAACCACAAGAAUGUCCCCAUGCUCCUGGGAAACACUUCAGUCCAGUACACAGGCUGAGUUAGGAUGUGAAAUGUGUUAUGGGACAUCAGGGGUGUCAUGGGGGCACAGAACUCCCAUCAACAAGUGUCCCAAUAUUUCAUACUCUUUCAUGAUACUGUUUUAGAUAUAUUACUCCCUCUUCUAGUUAUACUACUCUGGACAAUGUUUGGAACUUUGUAUUGCUAGUAUUUCUAAUGUUAUAGACCUUAAAGGGAAAGUUAAUCCAAAAAUGACUUAUUCAGCCACAAGCCAUCCUAGGUGUUUAUGGCUUACAUCAUAAAAAGUGCUCCACACAGCUCGAGGGGGUUCAUCGAGAUCUUCUGAAGUGAAUCAAAUCAUUUAACCAUAUAUAAAACUUAAUAAACCGUAAUCUCUAGCUUCCUCCAACUGUCAUCGGCGUUCCAGCGGAUGAUGUGGGACAUAUGCUUAGCAUCAGCUCUGGUGAGAAACCUUUGUUUACAACAAAGGAAAACCAGUCUCCUCUUGGCUUAUAUUGAGAUACUUCCGAAGUACUUUACGUCAUUUCUCACUGGACAUGAUGCCCUGCUUCAUCCGCUGGAACGCAACCCUCUGGUGAAUGUGCAUAUGACAUAUGCACAUUCUAGAGAUUACUAGAAACUAGAGAUUACGAUUUAUAAAGUUUUAAAUAUGGAGUUUUUUUUUUAAACAAACACUUCAAUUCACUUCAGUAGGCCUUCAUUAACCCCUUGGAGCCGUUUAGGACACUUUUUAUGGUGGAUGGGUUAGGGUUAGGGUUAGGUUAGUGCUUUAUUUUGCUUCAAAGUCUUGAUGACCAUUCACUGCCAUAAUAAAGCCUGGAUGAGACUUGUAAUAAAACUCAGAUUGUAUUCGUCUGAAAGAAGAAAGUCAUAUACACCUAGGAUGAUUUUGUGGUGAGUGGGGUAAUUUUCAUUUUUGGGUGAACUAUCCCUUUAAGGCGGGUUCUUCAAAUCUUACCCUGCAGAGUUUAGAGCUUGCAGAUCUUUAACCCUGAUCAAACCAAUUUACCUGUGAUUUUCUAAUGAUUCUGGAGACCUUGAUCAGCUUACUCAGGUGUGUUAAAUCAGGGUUGGAGCUAAACUCUGCAGAAUGUUUAAUAACAUUCUCAAAACCUCUCAAAACACACACACACACACACACACACACACACACACACACACACACACACACACACACACACACACACACCACACACACACACACACACACACACACACACACACACACACACACACACACACACACACACACACACCAUUAUUUAUACACUGUUCAUGUAAUGUCAUAAUGUCCCUUAAUGUUUUCUCUAUCAUUUGCAUUAACCCAUUAAAGCAUUUAAAAAAAAAUUAAAAC